AUGAAAAAUAAUUCACUGUCUGCAAAUUCAGAUGAAUACCAAAAAACGACCGUCGCCUCUCCCUCUUAUCCCGUAGUCGCCCCUCCCUCCUACCCCGCCGUCGCAAUUUUCUCCCAUCCCGCCGCCACCUCUCACCCCGUCAUCACCUCUCACUCCCACCCCCCUGUCGCCUCUCCCUCACUCCCCACCAUCGCCACUCCCUCCCAUCCCGCCAUCUCCACUACCUUCCACCCCGCCGUCGCCACUCCCUCCCAUCCCGCCAUCUCCACUACCUCCCACCCCACCGUCGCCACUCAACCGCAGCCGUCUCUUCUCCCAUCCCGCCGCCGCCACUCCCUCCUAUCCCGCCGCCUCCUCUCCCUCCUCCCUGCCAUCGCCUCUCCCUCCUCCCUGCCAUCGCCUCUCCUUUCCUCCCCACCGUCGCCUCUCCUUUCCUCCCCGCCGUCGCCUCUCCUUUCCUUCCCGCCGUCGCCUUUCCUUUCUCCCCGCCGUCGCCACUCCCUCCUCCCCGUCGUCGCCUCUCCUUUCCUCCCCGCCGUCGCCUCUUCUUUCCUCCCCGCCGACGCCUCUCCCUCCUACGCGCCGUCGCCUCCUUUCCUCCCCGCCGUCGCCUUUUUUUCCCUCCUCGCCGUCACCUCUCCCUCCCCCCCGCCGUCGCCGGAGCACGAGUGCAAGCGCAAGUGUUGUUUGUGUCUCGAUUGGUCUCCUCUUGCAUUGCACUUCCAUUUGAAGAAGGGGAGAGACGGAGCGCGAGGGAGAGCAUGUACACGGGAGCGAACACGCAAGAGAGUGCGCGUGAGAGCGGGCAUGAGAGUGCGCGUGAGGGAGAGCGUGAGAGAGCGCGUGAGGGAACGCAUGAUAGAGCGCGUGCGCAUGAGAGUGCUCGUGAGAGUGCUUGUGAGAGGGUGCGUACGCGGGCGCGUGCGCGUGGGAGUGCGCGUGAGAGAGCGCGUGCGUGUGAGAGUGUUCGUGAGAGUGCGCGUGAGAAAGCGCGUGAGAGAGCGCAUCGCAUAA
This is a messenger RNA of Closterium sp. Naga37s-1, 1014 nucleotides long. NCBI's taxonomy places the organism in Eukaryota, Viridiplantae, Streptophyta, Zygnematophyceae, Desmidiales, Closteriaceae. The record is from the annotation of a GenBank genome assembly.